UACAAAUUAACAGACUACAUUGUCCAAAAAGCACCGGGACAGCACAGUUUCUUACAACACAGAACCGACGCUUUAACUGCAAGCAAAGCAAAAACAACGUUUGUUUUGUGUAUUUCAGAUGCGUUGCGUUUUUAUCGAACUGAUAUUUUCAUUAAAACGACUGUCUCUCUUCUAGGCAGUAAGGUGAAGAUGGACCCAGCACACGAGGCGAGAACAAUCGUCGUUUCAGGCGUUCCGCAAAAGGAGCUUGAUUGCAGGAGAAUGGCAGACAAGCUUGUGAUUCACUUUCAGAAAGCUAAAAGCGCUGGGGGGGACGUGGAGAAAAUCAAGUACCCAACAAGAAUCAAAGGUGUUGCUUAUAUUACAUUUGAGGAGAAGGAAGUUGCAGACCGGGUGCUUACAGUGGAACAGCUUCUUGCAGACAAGGAAUUAGAAAGGGAAUACCCUUUAACUGUUUAUAGGUUCAGUCAAGAGGUGUUCUGCUAUGCACACGCAGAAGUUGACUUAUCACUUUUCAGUGCGGAUGAGAAGCUGGUGAAGGGACUUCGGACCAGGAACAGAGCAGUGAGAAUCUCGCCUUUGCAGGCUAACCAGAGAGUUCAAGUGGAGGGGCCAUUCACAGCAAUCAAGAAGCUGAGAGAAGAUCUACUGCAGUUGCUUGAAACUUCACAGAGAGAGAAAAGUGUGACGGCUAGGGAGCGACAGAGCAGCAGAGUAGUGACCCCAGAGCAGGGUGCAGCACCCUUCAGUUCUGAGGCAGAUGCUUCCAGCGCAGAAGCGUGUCUCAUCUGGUUGGACACUAAUGUGUUUCGGUACAUACAACAUGUUCGUAAAGAUGACUUUGAUUGGAUUUUAAAGAAACAUGAUGUGCAGGCAACAACACAUGUGGGGGGUGAGCUUACUGGAGUAACACUGAAAAAGAGGUACCAAGGUCUGUGGCAGCUGGAAGCAGCAAAGUUAGAAAUAGAGCAAUGGGUGAGCAAUGUGCAGUCACAUUUACGCAUUGAAACAAUUAAUUAUGAAAAAGACUUUGAAGAAGAUAAAUUCUUACAGGCAUGCAAAGAUGUAAGCUGUGGUUUUCCUGGGGUCCUGUUUACCCCAGUGGAAGGCCAUAUUGACAUAAUUGGCAAUUCGUCAGACUGCUACCUGUUCUGUCAGCUUGUUAAAAUCCAGAUGAAGUCUUCCCUGCAUGAUAAGGACAGCUGGUUAAGCACUAGUCCUGGUCCUACAGACAUGUCCUAUUACAGCACAGGCAGAACCGGUGAACCAAACUCCCUCCCUAUGACUAGUAAUUCAGAUAUGCACAGAAUGCCAGGAAAUAUGCUAUACAGCAGCAUGCAUUGUGACAACUGGUCUGAGAGAUAAGAAAAACCGAAAGUCUGUGUACACAGCUGUAGAAUAAGUUUUGAAAUCCUUUUCAGUAUGUCAAGUUCAGUGAAACACACCUUUCAUUAAAUUUCUAAGCAAAUUGCUCAAAUGCUCUUCAGUUGUACUCGAGUAUUAUUUACAUCUAUUGUAGGACAAAUGCACAACCUUUCAGACUAGUGGACUGGAGCAGUGCAAGCUUACCCUUUCUGACUGCAGUGUGUAUACAGUAAUGACAAAUGUUAACAUACACUCAAAAGUGUAGUGUAUAUCCUGAUCUAGUUCAGUGUUGAUUAUUUCAUGAAGAGGACCUGUUUGAAAUACUGUAUUGUUUAAUGUGUAGUUUUAUGUUACCUCAAGCAUGGUGCCGAACCUGUUAGAUUAGUCCAGCUUGAUUCUGUUUUUCCUUUCAGUCAUUGCUGGUUAAAUGCCAGGUGGUUUCCUUGUUCGUAAAUUGUACGUCAUUUGCUCUUAACUUCAAAGGUCAUCAGGUAAUCUGUUUAUUAACACAACUUUAUAAAACCGUAUUCAAUGUGACUGUUGUAUUUAAACUACAUUAAAAUGUCCUAUUAAUGCAAGUGGAUUAAUAGUGCUCCUGGGUUGAAAGUUGUUACUGUCAUGGAAACAUAGGUGUAUUUGUAAGAAGAUCAAAACCAUCAGUUACUUGGCUAUUAUUUGUUUCCCAGUAGCAAAGGAGUCUGUUGUUUUAAUGUACUGAAUCACAUAUAUCAGAUUUUAAGUCAUGUUGUGGAAGAAUUAUAUUCCACACCAGGUGUAGUGGAUGUUCCCGUAAUUUUUUGUUUAUUUAGCAAGUGCUUUAUCCAUGGCAACUUACAGAGACAAGGGUAUGUGAA
Molecule: messenger RNA, 2219 nt
Organism: Polyodon spathula (Mississippi paddlefish)
Lineage: Eukaryota; Metazoa; Chordata; Actinopteri; Acipenseriformes; Polyodontidae
Product: RNA-binding protein 43-like
Exons: 4
Coding region: 190-1365 (391 amino acids)
Molecular function (GO): RNA binding
Source: RefSeq, a predicted model, not a curated record